CGUUACAGCUAGCGGUCCCUUGAUGUAAUACUCUUGUCUCUUCUCCCUAGACACGAGAGUUUUCGCUCGACCGUGUGGCAACAAUACGGUCGAACUUCGGGCGCGCGGGAAAGAAACCACUGGAUUUUUGGGACGUCGUCACGAAAAAAGUUAUUCACUCAUAUCGACACAAAUAUCGGAUGCUGGGGGAGAAACCAUGCAGCUGCAGGGCUUUCUGCCGCUGCUUGUCGCCCUGCUUGCCACUCUGCACGUCAUCCAAAGCAUCCUUGUGGUCAGCUGUAUUCCAGAGUGCAUCUGUCUCUCACAAACACAGGUGCUGUGUAACACGGGCGGCCUCACGGAGAUCCCCAUCAAGUCGCUGCCUUCCACAGUGGAGCAUCUCUCUCUUACGAAGAAUCACUUCCCCAUCAUCAAAAGCGACGCUUUUGCCGGACUCCGUGGGUUAAAGAAGCUUUCCUUAGAUGGGAACAACAUUUCUAUCAUUAAACCUUUCGCUUUCCGUGGUCUUCCUCGCCUCAGAGAACUCUCAAUCCAGCACACUCCUCUCACGACUGUUGCCCAGUUUUCCUUUGCCGGUCUCCAGAAUAUAUCUACCAUACACUUAGGGUACAAUAGGAUACAGCGUGUUGAAGGAUAUGCGUUUGCUGGGACAUCCAACGUCCGACUUUUGCUCCUGAACAACAACCCACUUCACCGAGUGGACUCUUCGGCCUUCUCCGGUCUGUCCAAUGUGGAACGUCUCAUCUUCCCGUCCGGUAUCCGCGCAGUGGAGCCCGACGCGUUCAGCGGCCUCGACACCGUCGGCGUCUUGAAGCUUGCCUUUAUGGAUCUCAGUUCUCUGAAACCUUUCACCUUCCGAGGCUUGAGCCAUGUCCACGUUCUGGCGAUUCAGGAUUCUGACUUGGGUAUCAUUCGUGCUGGUGCAUUUGAAGGCAUGACUCAAGUCGGGAUCCUGAGCAUGAAGAAUAACAAGAUUGAUGCCAUUCAGGAACUAAGAUUACGGCCUGUGAAUCGUAUAAGAAUCUUUCAUUUCCAUGGAAACCACUUGCUGGAGACACCUCUGCCUGGUGCUGUUAUUAUUCAGGGUAUCGAAGUUUUGAAUGUCAUAGACAACCACUUCCCUUGUGACUGCCACAUACACACGCUUCUUGAGAGUCCUUUGGCUAACGAUAGCACCGGAAUAGACUUCAGAAGUAAGAACUAUUGUAUAUCCCCUCUCGAAGUGAACGGAAAACCAAUGAAUGACUUGGACCUGGAGUCUAUCGGGCGGUGCCAGGAGCAGGUGACGAGGGGGAACCUGGAGGCCUCUAAAGGUCCCACGAACACUGGUGCAAUCAAAACGCCUUCCCGUCUACCUGGCGGUGCUCUAAUCGUCUAUUUGCUGGUUAUUCUUUGUAAGAGAUGAGAAUUGCCUGUUAAGUGAUAAUUCAUGAGCAAUCACAGUUAUUCAACGUAACUUUGGUCGGAUUUAUAUACCAAAAAAUUUUGGGAUCAUGCAUCAACUGCCAAUUUAUAAAUUUCCUUUAAAAUAUUUGAUGUAAAUACUCUAUUGAUAUUUGUAAAUAGUAAACUGAAAGCCCUAGAACAUGUUCUCGUGUUUAUGACAGGUGUGACUGUUGCGUACAGGGCGUUCCUUUAAUGACAUGAAGUGCUGUUUGCUCAUGAAGUGGCGGAAGAAAGUGAAUUUCAUUUCCUGUUAUGAAGCGAAGUGCUGCCCAGUACUGCCAAAGCCCAUAUGUAUGUUCCUUUUAGUGUUGUGUACAGUGUUACAUCUAGAACAGACAAAUAUUUCGUAUGUCGACGAAGUGAAGAGACAUAAGGGACAGUUAUUGACUCCUUUUUAUAUUUAGCUUUAAGAGAACUGUAUUGACAGUGUAACCAAAAAGAAGGUAACACCGGAGUUCUGGUCAACACAGAAGUGAAAAUUAAACUGAAUGACUUAUGUAAGAGAAUCAUUCUUAUUGCACAAGAGCUUAGAGCAAUGUUGGAACAUUCUCUAUAUAAUUUUAGAGCGUGGUACUAACAAGAAUAUUGGAAUGUUGUCUUAUUAGAGAUGUGUAAUCUGUAGGAAAUUUAUACUGUUUCCCAUGGAUAUCAAUUACAUUAUGUUC
This is a messenger RNA of Cryptotermes secundus, 2111 nucleotides long. RefSeq names its product slit homolog 1 protein. The record is from RefSeq and is a predicted model, not a curated record. NCBI's taxonomy places the organism in Eukaryota, Metazoa, Arthropoda, Insecta, Blattodea, Kalotermitidae. The transcript is spliced from 3 exons. The coding region runs from base 197 to 1405 and encodes 402 amino acids.